Carassius auratus (goldfish) is the source of this 2798-nucleotide messenger RNA. RefSeq names its product NK6 homeobox 2 (gene nkx6-2). The record is from RefSeq and is a predicted model, not a curated record. Gene Ontology annotation, biological process: cell differentiation; regulation of transcription by RNA polymerase II. Gene Ontology annotation, cellular component: nucleus. The transcript has 3 exons. Gene Ontology annotation, molecular function: RNA polymerase II cis-regulatory region sequence-specific DNA binding; DNA-binding transcription factor activity, RNA polymerase II-specific. Lineage: Eukaryota; Metazoa; Chordata; Actinopteri; Cypriniformes; Cyprinidae. Bases 1509 to 2342 code for a protein of 277 amino acids.
GGCAUUAAACUCGGGACUGUAAAUAGUUAUUUUUUUAAUGCGAUGGUGAUGAUAGUGAUUUAAUGCGCGUGCACAGUGAGUGAUGAAGAGCAGAUUCGCUACAGUCCUGAUUUACAACUCACAUUAGAAUUAGAAGAUGAACUAAAUAAAAAUCACAUUACAUGAGAAUCGGCCAAUAUGAUAAAAUAACAUCAAUACAUUGGUUUCUACAUUUAAAGAUAGGAUAUAAUAACCACAAAACACUCAGUCCACAAUUAGCCUGCUUUAUCAUGUGAGGCCUAUAAAUUAAUAAACAAUGGUGAAAGUGUAAAGUCAUCUUCAUAUUUAUUUUUUCGUCUAAAUAAUAUCGAAGCUUUUUAAAACCCAGCACAGUCAUAUUUCACUCUUCAUCCAUAAAACACAGAUGAUCUCUGAAAAACAUUAAAGAUGUCAUACACAUAUCACAUGCAGUCUAAACAGAGUUCAUGAGAAUAUUCUCAAAGCAGAUGUAGAGUCAGGUGCAGAAUAAUGCAGAUUAACAGCGGCUUUGAGAUCAAGACUGGAUUUAAUAAGCCUGAUUUAAAGUCGCAUUUAAUUACACACAGUAAAACAUUGCAUUACUUUCGCCCGAACCACUGGAUUCAUAUUUGAUGAUGUCAGUUAUGCUAUUUUAGAUGAUUUGGCUAUUUUAGCAACAUUAUUUUAAGUUGCAUAAGGGCGAUUAAGUUGGUAAAUGUCGAGGUGGUAUAUUUUGCGAUAUUUUAUAGAAGUACGCUAAAACAGAUAGCGAUAUUUUCAAUAAUAAUAAAGUCAUUCUAAUGACUAACCUGCGAAAGAAAACAUAAUUAAUAUUGCGUGUAGCCUAUAAAUAAUUGUUUCCAAAUAAGAUUGGGCUUAAACACUUCCACAGAGUUUCUUCUCCUUUUGCGUCUACAUGCAGCGCAAGUUUAAUUAAGCGAGUCGUGUAGUUUAAUUAGAAACAGCGCGAUUAUGAGAGUUUCCCGCUCUUUAAAAGAGUUGCACGACGAAGCGGAUGAUAAGUCACUUCUGAAAGAACACAUGAGCGUGGAAACAGCGUUAUUAGUCGAGUGGAGGUUCAUCUACUUACUAUUGUGUCAAACGCAACGCGAAACAAUGGUUUGUACAGCGCGACGCGUCGUUAAUGACGCUACAUUACGAGUUUGAUGGAGUGCGGUUUGUUCAUGUAAAUCCGCCGCCUCGCGUCCUCCAAUCAGAGCGCGGCGUCACGAAGCGUCUUCCAAUGAGAGACGCGCGCUUGGAGGUUAUGCGCGCGUCAUCGCCGCUGGGGUCCAUUGAGCGGGGAACGGCGCUUCAGAUGCGGGCGACUGCAGCACUCAAAGCGGGCGUGAGAUCUGCCGAGGACCGGCAUCGCGUUUCUGGGAUUCAUCGGGAAGUUGAAUUCACUUUGACUUGCGGUUGAAAGUUACGGUUCUAGUGGAUGAGUUGUCAAGUGGUGUGCGUUCAACUUUCUCGUACGAACUUUCUCGCCCCGCGGUUCACUCGCACCGAUGUUAGCGGUCGGGCAGAUGGAUGGUAACCGGCAGAGUGCGUUCGUUCUGGGCAGCACUCCUCUGGCUGCGCUGCACAACAUGACCGAGAUGAAGACGUCUUUAUUCCCGUACGCCCUGCAGAACCCCGCGGGCUUCAAGGCUCCUUCCUUCGGCAACCUGAGCUCUCAGAUCCCGCUGGGAACACCGCAUGGAAUUAGCGAUAUUUUGGGGAGACCCAUCACCUCCGCGGGACAGCUGCUGUCGGGCUUCCCCCGGAUCAACGGACUCACUUCAGCGGGGAUGUACUUCAACCCUGCGGCGGUGUCUCGGUACCCCAAACCGCUGACGGAGCUGCACGGGAGGGCGCCCAUAUUUUGGCCCGGGAUGAUGCAGGGCUCCCCCUGGAGAGACCCGAGGGUUCCCUGUCCGGCACAGGCAAAUAUGAUGCUGGACAAUGAUGGGAAGAAGAAACACUCCAGACCAACUUUUUCCGGACAGCAGAUCUUCGCCCUGGAGAAGACCUUCGAGCAGACCAAGUAUCUGGCCGGACCGGAGCGCGCUCGCCUCGCGUAUUCUCUGGGAAUGACCGAGAGCCAAGUCAAGGUUUGGUUUCAGAACAGAAGAACCAAAUGGCGCAAGAGGCACGCGGCAGAGAUGGCCACAGCGAAGAAGAAGCACGACUCCGAGACAGAGAAGAUGAAGGAGAGCUCCGAGAACGAGGAGGAUGAUGAAUAUAACAAACCUCUGGACCCCAACUCCGACGAGGAGAAAAUCACGAGACUGUUGAAGAAGCACAAGACGAGUAACCUGUCCCUCAUCAGCCCCUGCAGCAACAGCUCGGACACUUUGUGAUGACACCGAGCAGAGACUCUUCAUCAUCCUCAUCAUCAUCAUCUUCUGCAGAACCGAGGCAGAAUCAAGCAGGGUAUAAACACAGUUCACGCUUUGCUCUGUUGUACAGUUAGAAGUGGACGUGAAGUGUGUAUAUAUAUUUUUUACUGAGUAAAUUAUGUCAUUAAAGCAUCACGGAGACGUGCCACUUCCCCUUCAUCAUCAUCUUCAUCAUCAUCUUCAUCACGGUCAUUUUUUGUCUUCGAUCGCAGAAGAAUAAGCGUCUGAAAGUGUCAAGAGUGUAUAGAGAAGUGCCAGCGAUGUAAAUGAUGUGAAUAGAUUUGGUUUUAAUAAUUUCCUGGAGUUUAUGUUUACUUCACAACACGGAAAACUCACAAGUAUGGACAUAAAUAUCGACGGAGAGAAUACUAUUGAAGAAAAAACUUUGUAUCAUCAAUAAAUUAUUUAACAAGCCAA